AUGGGAGGAAAGAAGAGCAAGAGGAAGCCGGUGGCGCCGAAGAAGCCCACCCAGCCGCUGGACGUCCUCUUCAACUGUCCCUUCUGCAACCACGAGAAGAGCUGCGAGGUGAAGCUGGAUCGGCCUCGGAACGCCGGCCACAUCUUCUGUCGGAUCUGCCUGGAGGACUUCAAGACGACCAUCAACUACCUGUCGGAGGCGAUUGACGUCUACACCGAGUGGAUUGACGCCUGUGAGAAUGCCAAUGACUAG
Molecule: messenger RNA, 252 nt
Organism: Rhagoletis zephyria (snowberry fruit fly)
Lineage: Eukaryota; Metazoa; Arthropoda; Insecta; Diptera; Tephritidae
Source: RefSeq, a predicted model, not a curated record